Molecule: messenger RNA, 4991 nt
Organism: Scophthalmus maximus (turbot)
Lineage: Eukaryota; Metazoa; Chordata; Actinopteri; Pleuronectiformes; Scophthalmidae
Gene: cdc42ep4b
Product: CDC42 effector protein (Rho GTPase binding) 4b
Exons: 2
Coding region: 494-1498 (334 amino acids)
Source: RefSeq, a predicted model, not a curated record
GAGGAGGAGGAGGAAGAAGGGGAGGAAGAAGGGGAGGGCCCGACCGACCGAGCGACCGACCGGGCCGCUUUGUGCGCCACAGUCCGACGGACGCUGGAGCGAUACAAGCGACACGGCGGCUCGUCGUCCUGCUGCCCAGAGUCUCCCGCGGAAACAAACUUGAACCGUCACUUGCGCAUUUCUUUUUCCUAACCGACACAAAUCGCUUCCGCCUCCCGCGUGCUCACCGGACAGGCGCGUGGAUUAUCACCUGGAACAACCCCCCCCGCGUCAUCAUCCCCGCCUGGAGCCAUAAAGACAAAGGUUGAGCCGACCCCAAGAUGAAUCCCGAUUUUGAGGAGCAGAAUGGCUGCACACAUUAAACACCUGGAAUUAUACUCUCUUUAACGACAUCUCAUACAAUUGCCAAAAAAAAAGACUGCAAAGGAACUCACGCGAUCGCUUUGGAACCUAGUUUGACUCGGAUUGCAAGAGUGAGAGACUGUCUGCCAACAUGCCUAUUCUCAAGCAACUGGUGAACAACUCCAACCAGUCAAAGCGGCGGUCUCGGGCCGACCUGACCGCGGAGAUGAUCAGCGCCCCGCUGGGGGACUUCCGCCACACCAUGCACGUGGGCAGAGGGGGCGAUGCCUUCGGGGACACUUCGUUUCUCAGCACCCGAUCGGGGGAACCUCCCCGGGAGCCGGAACCAAAGCAGGGCUCGCCGGGCCCCAAGCCGGGGUUGCUGUCCCGCACCUUCAGGAGCAGCAAGCGCUCCCAGUCAGUAAACCGCGGGGACAAGUACGAGUACAAUACGAUGGCGCCCUCUGGAGGCUCGUCCAACUAUGUGAAGAACGCCAUAUCCCUACCUUACCUGAACGAUGAGGUUACUCACAGAAGCAACCAGCUGCCGAAGAGCGUUUCUUCCAGCCCCAUGAAGAAGCUGAUGGAGAUCGACAGCAGGCCGAGCAACGGGGCAGCAGCUAUGGCGACGCUCGAUGCGGAGUUCGACGAGCGCAAUUUCGGCGAACUUACGGAUUUGCCUCCGUCCAUGCCCAAGGGCGGCGGGAUGAAACACGCAGAGUCCAUGAUGUCCUUCCACAUCGACUUGGGGCCCUCCAUGCUCGGGGAUAUCUUGAGCGUGAUGGAAAAGAAGGGCUGGGAGGAGGACGACCUCGGCUACGAGGAGGGCAAAAGCAGCGAGGGCCGCGCGUCGCCUCCCCUCGUACCCCACAUCGACGACGACGUGGAGGAGCGGGCGCCCGCGAGGCCACCUCGCACCAUGUACCAGCAGAAGGCCGUGGUGAAUCCCUACACGCCGGAGCUACACACCAGGAGCAACCACCACGACCUGGAUAGCUGCUCCGUGUCCAGCGCCGGCUCAGCCACCGAGGAGAAAGCCCAGUACAUCCUCCACGACGGCGACACGGACAGUGCAAAGUACAGUUCGCCACGCGGGGAGGACGAUAGGGAUUUCACCUUCAUGGACGAGGACGACGAGGACGAGAUCCGAGUGUAAACGAACCCGUUCUGGCCAAAUGGGUGUUUUCCAAGGACACCGAUCGAGAAAAAACCCUGGUGUUGGGAGGCAAUCGCAAGCUGGGAAAGAGGCAGGAGACGGAUUUAGAGGCAGGGCCACAUAUGUUUUAAGCUUCUUGUAGAUCAGCCUAAUCUCUGCACACUUUGUGAACAUCAUAAAUAAAACCAAUUAAGCCUUAUUCACUGUGCUGUAGCGAGGAGAUGUGAGCAGACAGACGGGUGCACAAAGAUGCAACAUCAAACUCUGAACUCAUCAUUAUAUUUAUCACAUAAUUCUGUAAAAGAAAAAUUAAAUAGCGGUUGCUGUCCCCAAACUCUGUCCCUCUUUGCAAAGAGGGAAAAAAAAAAUCUGCAAGUCAUUGGUAAUGAGCUUCACACUCAUUUGUGGAAAUAAAGGGGAACCAUGAGGUCAGAGAAGUAUUCACUCGCAGCUGUCAAUCACAUGAAUAUCACAUUUGGAGCGUGAUGUGCAAGGCGAGCAGAGCAGAGGGGACGUGCGAGGUCACGGACGUACCGGUGGACGUGGACCCACAGAGUCUGAGGAAGGAAGAGGUGCAAACGGGAAGAAGUGAAACCUCGGAUAGCUUUUGUAAUUCCUGCGUGUGGGAGUGACCAUGAACUAGAACAAUAUAUUUUUAUGGCAUAGACACUAAAUAGAGAAAGUGGUGAUUACUCUUGUUCAUGUCUGAGUUAAUGGGGGUGAUUUCUAUUUUUCACUAUAUUCUAUGUGCAUAUAGUAUGUGGGAGUUAGCCUGAUGUAUUUGAGUUGGGUAGUUCAUAAUUUGGAGGCUGUCUUUCUUCGGCAAGUUUAACAUUUUUUCUUUUAAUUCACAGACAGCUGUGGUAUUUAUUCAUAAAUUUUCAUAAGGGAUGGAUCGUUCUUAAUGUGCACUGCUCGGUCUUAAAAGUUUUGAUUAUGGCGUUCAUUUUUCCACACGAUGAGAUAAAUUUCUUACAAAAUCGUAGCUGCACCGCAGAGGGAGUCGGCUUGUUUGCAUAAAAAAAAGCCUGGCGCCGACGCACUAAACCCAUCACUCCUGCAAUCACUGUCACGGUCAGGCUAGUUAAUAAUCUGCUUUUUAAUUUGCCAAAAAGAUACAUGAUUGUCAGAAAAGAGGUCGUUUGUAUGUGGGUUUGUUGUUUUGUAGUGUACGAAAAGAACAGGACAGAGGUGGCGACGCCUGCGUCGUCACAUCUCUUUCCACGCCGAAGUCGGCAGGAUUUGGCAGGUCAGCAGAGAGAGACGAAAGAAAUGUUUGGAAGGGAAGGUUGAUGUAGCGGAAAAACAUGGUUAUAUAAUGAAAUAGUUAUGGCUCCAUCCAAAAAAAAAAAAAAAAAACCACCUCCAGAGAAAGGAUGUAACAACGUGUACCAAGUUGUUAUUAGAGCGAAGCGACUCAACAGACAAGAAUCCGGUUUUGAGAGAGUGGAUGGAAAGAUAUUUCGUGAAGUGGCGGCACAAAGUGCGAAUAUCCACCUCCUCUGAACACACAAGUGUAGGAACAGACGAUUAAAUCAACCAAUCAUCCGACCUUUUCACGGUCAACUCAUUAAAACGUGCUAGAUUAUAUCAGCCCCAAACUAGCUGGGAAUUACCCCUGAGAGCGGCAGCAGGGUCAGGAACAUACAGGUGGGGGGAGUGUGUGUGUGUGUGUGUGUGUGUGUGGGUGGGUGGGUGGGUGUGGGUGGGCGGGGUUGGAAACCCUGGACCUGCUAGCUAGCAGCUACCUAGCUGAGAUCGACACAGCUGCUAUUGCUAACUAGCUAGCUAGCUAACUGUAACUUUGUUUGCUAGCCGCUAACUAGCUGAGAUCGGCACAGCUGCUACUGCUAGCUAGCUAGCUAACUGUAACUUUGUUAGCUAGCAGCUACCUAGCUGAGAUCGACACAGCUGCUAUUGCUAACUAGCUAGCUAGCUAACUGUAACUUUGUUUGCUAGCCGCUAACUAGCUGAGAUCGGCACAGCUGCUGCUAGCUAGCUAACUGUUACUUUGUUAGCUAGCAGCUACCUAGCUGAGAUCGACACAGCCGCUAUUGCUAGCAAGCUGGCUAUCUGUAACUUUGCUUCUUACCAGCUACCUAGCUGAGAUCAACACAUCUGCUAUUGCUUGCUAGCUAGCUAGCUGUAACUUUACUACCUGGCUACAGUUUGAGUUAGCUAGCUAGUUACUAUUAGAACACACAGUAUCAUAAAUGAAUCUGCAUCAUAGCUGCGGGGCCCCCACAGAGACUGCUUAUGUAUAGGGCCCAGAAUUUGGUGCUACCCCCCUGUGUGUGUGUGUGUGUGUGUGUGUGUGUGUUUAGCAGUCUCCUCCAGGUUACUUUCAGUUAUAAAUUAGGCAAAGAAAGAGGCGUGUCCAUGAUUAAUGUCUGACCUUUUUUAAAAUGUUGUGAUAGAAAAGCUAAUUGCCAUGUUUGAAAAACGGGGCGCUUUAGGAUUUCCUGUUGUGGCUCUGACGCCGGGGUGUAGGAUGCCAAGCUUUUCUGCCUCGGGCUAAUGUUUUUUAGUUUUUGUUUUUGUUUUUUUGAACCGUGUCUUCAUGAACAGGCUGCGAGGAGUUUCUUGAAAAUGAAAAGCAAUCUGGAGGAAAUUGCCAAGUGUGUUCUUUUCGACCAUGUCAUUGGGCGAUUCUAGCAGAAUGUUGGGAGUUUUGUGUAUUUUUUUUAUUCCUGUGUAGAUAUGCAGUUUACGAUUUGAGUCAUUUGGCUGCGGGCCACAUUUUGAGCUGUCGUUUUACUUUCUACGUUUGGUCCGUUGUGGAAAUAAUUGUGGUUCGUGGAGUGUUUUUGGGGCCGCUGCAAUCCUCCACCCUGAAAUGGACUCGAAAUCACUCCUUAUCUGCCCUUUUUAAUCAAAUAAUGUAAAUACAAUUUGUGCCAUUGAUGAUUACAGCAAACAAUUUUUUUCGUCACCGGCAGUCAGAGACCAUGUGGCGCUAUAGCGUGGGAACCAGAAGAACGUCGGUGGCAAAUCUGUGGCCAAAUCUGUAUUUGCAAGUUGUGUAAUCAGACUAUUAGAAGAGGUAAAUAGAAAAUUGUGGGAAUAGUAAACUGAAUCACUCUUGUGAUUGUUUUUAACUUUCUGCCAUUUGCCACGUCUCUCUGUGGGAAACUCCUAAACAGAACCAGAAACCAUAUAAAGGAAUUUGCAAAUACUUUCUGACCCAGGUCUGGGUUAAAGUUUCCCAUAUCCCGACUGCUGCGGUUUGGUGUGUCAAAAAGAAAAAGAAAAAGAAAGAAGAUAAGGACCGUUGAAAAACAACUGGCUCAAAGUUCAGCUGUAGAAUGUUUUCUCUUUUCAUUUUCUCCCUUUUCUAUUCAGUGGCUGUAGUGUUAUGCCAAGUAUGUACUGUCUUCUCAUUCCACUCCGGUUUUUACAGUAUAUUAAUAUAUUUACUUUUCUCACUUUUUUUUCUUUUCUUUGAAAUAACAGCUAUAUUUUUCAAUAAAAAGAGAAAGCUGGUAAUCUGUAA